AUGGCAAAUACUAUUGGCUCGAACCUUGCCUUAGACGAAAUUGAUCGAAGUCACAGAGUUGGAACACCGAAGGCCCAUGAAACACGUCCUAGAGACAUUAUUGUUAAAUUCGUCUCAUAUAGAGCUCGACAAAAACUUUACUCUAAAAGAGCUUCACUUAAAUCAAAAGGGUAUAAGAAUUCCUAUAUUAAUGAAGAUCUUACAAAAAAGCGAAGCUCACUACUCUUCGAAGCACGACAGCUGGUCAAGCAUAAGUCGAUACUUAGCACGUGGUCUUCUGAUGGUACUAUCCUGGCUAAAGAUAAAUUCAAUCAAGUGCACGUGAUAAACUCAGAAGAGGAUCUAGCGCACAUUAAGACACAUACAUAUGCAGAAGUGGUUCUAACCUCGGGAUCUUCUGGCAGUUAA
Messenger RNA from Ruditapes philippinarum (Manila clam), 408 nucleotides. RefSeq lists its product as uncharacterized. The record is from RefSeq and is a predicted model, not a curated record. Lineage: Eukaryota; Metazoa; Mollusca; Bivalvia; Venerida; Veneridae. Bases 1 to 408 code for a protein of 135 amino acids. The transcript has a single exon.